Messenger RNA from Ctenopharyngodon idella (grass carp), 3463 nucleotides. RefSeq names its product Cbl proto-oncogene C, E3 ubiquitin protein ligase (gene cblc). Gene Ontology annotation, cellular component: plasma membrane; membrane raft. Lineage: Eukaryota; Metazoa; Chordata; Actinopteri; Cypriniformes; Xenocyprididae. Gene Ontology annotation, molecular function: calcium ion binding; SH3 domain binding; receptor tyrosine kinase binding. The record is from RefSeq and is a predicted model, not a curated record. The transcript has 12 exons. Bases 1374 to 3161 code for a protein of 595 amino acids. Gene Ontology annotation, biological process: negative regulation of epidermal growth factor-activated receptor activity; cell surface receptor signaling pathway.
UCUUUUUAUUUGAUGUAGUUCUAUUUUAUUUUAUUCUAAAGGGAUAUACCCUAUAUAUUGAAGAUAUAUUUAACAUCAUAUCAUGAAGAGUCUUAUCAACAUGGUAUUAGUUUUAAUGUUAAUUAAUUUAUGUCAUUUUAAGGCCAGCCCUACAAAAGCAAAGAAACUCUAUCACUCCCUCCCUUCUAUAGUCUUUUGUUAUGUAUUCAGGAAGUUGUUCACACAUGGUCUGUCCAAUACGUCACAAUUCAAACAGCGUCCCAACUGCACACAGCCCGUGCUACACAGCUCACUCACAGGCACAAAAGAAAACAAACCUGUUUGUCUGCCUCUUAGCUACCCGGAAACUGAUCAGAGAGAGAGAGAGAGAGAGAGGUGAAUGUCUUGAGUUCCUGUCCGCAACCAACAUGAGUGUAAGUGCCUCUUCAAAAUUUUGGACACAGAGAUACAAUCAGACAGAUUGAGAGACACCAUAUGGAUGAGAGAGAUAAUGACUGAGCAAGAGCACUAAAUGGCUGUGUGGGUGGAGUGACGUUGCAGGAGGCCGGUAGAUCUGAGAGCAAAAAUUAGUAUCUGAAGAAUUCAUGUUUUAGGGUUUCGUUUAGCUUGUUCGCAACAUCUUUGUAAUGGAGAAAUGUCAAAAGGACACCUGAACUUUGGAGCUUUUUUUUCCUCUAGAGCAAUAGCAUAUUUUUUGACGACAUCUGGAACCAACCUGCAUACUUUUCGUAAGGUGUUGCAGGUGUGUUGUUUGAAUAAGUGAGCUCUUCUUGUUCUGCUUGUGAAGCAUCUGUAUCCCUCAGUAGCAAUGGUGACAAACAUCUCUCGUCACUUCGUCGCCUUUGACCUGAUCUGUGGACCUUGAUAUGGACAAUUCAAGAUUUUUCAACUGGAUUAUAGAACAAAGUUUUGCAGUGGUAAGAUGACAAUUAAUUUCGAAAUCAUUACAAUUACAGACAUUUUUAAACCACUGUUUCAUCAUUAUAUCAUCAACAUCAGUGAUAACAAGACAAAGAGUUACCUGGGAAGUGGUUUUCAGAUGCACGCUACCUAAAAAUAGAUAUCUUUUCUGAGAAUAAUGGGACAAACUAACCACUUGUUAUUGUAUCUGACAAUUUGAUAAGUUAUAGGCUCAGAGGUUUUCAUCUUUUCAUGCUAGCUCUGCUAAAAACGAUGCUCUCCAUAGACUCAACCGAUCAUCAAUUGUUGUAUCAUGCAUACAAGAGGACAACUGAAUCGAAUAGACCUUAAUUGUGUGAAGGAAGUGAGUGGAUUCAACACUAUCUUAGACAACUGUUGAUUCAGACUCUUGUCUGAACAUUAACAUAGGCUGGCUAGCACUCCACGUGUGACUCAUUGGAUACAACUCAUCUAUGAUGGCAACAGCUAGGCGUUCAGGGCCUGCAGGCCGAACUCAAAUUCUUGAUGCUUCUCAAUCUAUGUCCCAGUCCCCCACCAGUGCGGACCGUAAACUUCUUGAUAAAGUUUUCAAGAGACUGGACAAACUGCAUAAACUGAGCACCGACCCCAGGCUGGGUCUAAAAAACAGUCCGCCGUACCUCCCCGAGCUGGUGUCGGAGACGGCCAUCCACCUGACAGAAGUAUGGGCUCCCUACCGGGGGUCAAUGAUGGCCGUGCCACGAGGGGACGAGGGUGAUUAUCUGAGGAUCCAUAUUCGACACUUGCUGGACAAGACAGAUAGAGCUGUGCUGCUGUUCAAAGAUGGCAAGGAGAAGAUGUUUGAAGAGACAUCAAGCUACAGGAGAAAUCUUACUAAGCUGUCGCUUCUGUUCAGCCACAUGUUGAACGAACUACGAACUCUGUUUCCUGGGGGACGAUUUCAGGGUGAUACUUAUAGAGUUACAAAGACAGAGGCCAAAGAUUUCUGGAGGAAGGCUUUUGGACACAAGUGUAUAGUGCAGUGGAACAUUUUUAAACAGCAGUUGAGGAAGGUUCAUUACUUCGAAGAGGGAAUGGAGGCCAUGGCUUUGAAGUCCACAGUUGAUCUCACUUGUAACGAUCAUAUAUCCAUCUUUGAGUUUGAUAUUUUCACCAGGCUUUUUCAGCCCUGGUCAACUUUGAUAAGGAACUGGAAUCACUUAGCAGUAACUCACCCUGGAUACAUGGCGUUUCUCACCUACGACCAGGUCCGGGUUCGACUGGAGCACUACAGACAUCGUCCUGGCAGCUACAUCUUUCGUCUCAGUUGCACACAAAUGGGUCAGUGGGCGAUUGGUCACGUGACCAGUGAUGGCAGCAUCGUGCAAACCAUUCCCCAGAAUACACCUCUCUACCAAGCACUCAUACAAGGUUUCAGGGAGGGCUGCUACUUAUACCCCGAUGGACGUGAUGUGAACCCUGACCUCACCAGCCUGUGCAGUCCAGCUAACAAGGGUCGAGUCAAAGUCACAGAGGAGCAAUAUGAAUUAUACUGUGAGAUUGGCAGCACAUUUCAGCUCUGCAAAAUCUGCACAGAACGAGACAAGGACACUCGCAUUCAGCCCUGUGGGCAUCUGCUGUGUCAGCCCUGCUUGACUGGCUGGCAGAAGUCAGAUGGACACACAUGUCCCUACUGCCGCUGUGACAUCAGAGGCACGGAGUCCAUCCUCAUUGAGCCCUACCUGCCAGCGAGAGCCAGGAGGGCAGGGGGGAAUGAGGAAGAGGAUGAAGAUGAAGAUGAAGAUGACGAGGAUGAUCAUGAGGAUGUAGAGCUGGUAAUGAAAAAACUGGCUUGUAUGAAAAAGAUAUCACAGGACGAGUAUCAAGUUCCCCGUUCCGGUCUGUUACCUCCUCCCCUUCCUCCCAAAAGAAAUUCACUCUCGCCAUGUCCUUCUCCCAAAACACACUCCAGAUCUUUUGACGCAGGCAUACAGGUCAGCCAGUAUAGUUUGAAAGUCAAACACAGUUCCUGGUCAGAAAACAUGCUAAGACAAACUUCCUCAGAUAGAAGCGAGGAACUUUUGGAAGACUUCCGUCCCUCCUCUUUGCCAUGUGGUAGACACGGUGGGAUACCCUGGGAAGGGCCUUCAGAAACUGUAAAAAAGAAGAGGAGAGCGAAAAGAAGGGACAGGGAAGACGAGAGUGAGAGAGGUGUGGCGGACUCAGCAUCUCUCUCAGGAAGACACUGCCAUGGGGAGACCCAAGAAAACACUUCAACCUGACAACAAAAUUUCAUCUCAGACUUCAGACUGUAAAAUAUAUUAGCAAGACAAAGAAAUCGUGCGAUAUCAUCAACACUGGACAACCAAAAUAAUUCAAAGGACUUAAUAUUUACCAGAUUCAGAAGAGAUGUGUAUAUAGGAAUGUUAGUUCAAUUGAUCUUUGCAUUGACAAAGCAGAAAACACAUCUUAAUGCUCACACAUUUUAAGACAUUUUAAAUUCUACCUCAUGCCUACUAAAUGUUUAGAGAAAAGCACUGUUUUGAUAGAUCGCAUUGAAUAAAAAAAAUUAAGAUAAAACAAA